AUGAAUAGCGAGUUAUCAUCAACAUCAUCACUCGGAAGUGCUAACAUCAUGACGAAUAUUACCUCCUCUGUCAACAGCAACAACACCAAUUUGUUAAAUCAAAAAUUCAAUGAUUAUCUCAACAAGGUCUUUCCAAAGACUCAACAAUACAAAAUGGUUUUCGUUGUAAGAAAUGAUUUGGAUAUGAGAAAAGGGAAAAUUGCAGCUCAAUGUUGUCAUGCUGCUGUUGGUCUCUAUCGUAAUAUUUUGUAUGAAAAUAUUGAUUAUUACAAAUAUGUGCAUUCUCAAUGUCCAAAUACAAUUAGUGGUAAUGAUGUACUGCCAUUAAUCACACUUGAUGAUAUUCAACAAUGGAAACAAUAUCUUCAUUCUUGGGAAACGACAGCUGAGGCUAAAAUUUGUUUGCGAGCUGACAGUGAAAAAGAAUUUGAAGGACUCAUUCAAAAUUGUUUAAAAGAGAAAUUAAAUUGUUAUCUUGUUGUGGAUGCUGGAAGAACACAAAUUGAGGCUGGAUCCAAGACUGUAUUGGGAAUUGGUCCUGCACCUGUUGAGAAAAUUGACAAGGUUACAAAACAUUUAAAGUUGUUGUAA
This is a messenger RNA of Naegleria lovaniensis, 591 nucleotides long. RefSeq lists its product as uncharacterized. The transcript has 2 exons. Bases 1 to 591 code for a protein of 196 amino acids. Gene Ontology annotation, molecular function: peptidyl-tRNA hydrolase activity. Gene Ontology annotation, cellular component: cytosol; mitochondrion. NCBI's taxonomy places the organism in Eukaryota, Heterolobosea, Eutetramitea, Acrasida, Naegleriidae. The record is from RefSeq and is a predicted model, not a curated record.